CCAGCAUGCCGCAGUACAAGCUGACAUACUUCAAUCUGCGAGGACGAGCAGAAAUCAGCCGCUACCUGUUUGCCUAUUCGGGCAAGAAGUAUGAAGAUCACAGGAUAGAAACAGCAGACUGGCCCAAAAUCAAACCGACUAUCCCAUUCCACAAAAUCCCCGUUCUGGAAGUAGAUGGAGUUAUCAUUCACCAGAGCCUGGCAAUAGCAAGAUACCUCGCCAGAGAAUCAGGUCUGGCAGGUCAGACACCCGUGGAACAGGCACUAGCUGACGCCAUUGUGGACACCAUAGAUGAUUUCAUGACGCUGUUCCCUUGGGCAGAGAAAAACCAGGACAUAAGAAAACAAGCAUUUGAUGACAUCCUCACCAACAAAGCACCUGAGUUACUGAAAGAUUUGGAUACUUUCCUGGGGGAUAAGAACUGGCUGGUAGGAAAGUCUGUUACCUGGGCCGAUUUCUACUGGGAUGUGUGCAGUACGACACUUCUGUCCUGUAAACCUGACCUGGCAGACAACUACCCCAGGCUUUUGGCUCUCAGGGACAGAGUGCAAGCACUGCCGGCCAUUGCGGCCUGGAUUCAGAAAAGACCAAAGACAAUAAUGUAGAUCAGCUGCUCAGACUGGAAAAAACAAAUGCAUGUUUUAGUUUUCAACAUGACAAGCAUCCUAAGUUAUUAAUGUUAGAAUCGUUUAAAUUACUUUCGGAUGGGUAUGCUGCACCAAAUCAAAAUCUACCACUUCUA
This is a messenger RNA of Charadrius vociferus (killdeer), 742 nucleotides long. It is a transcript of the gene HPGDS, whose product is annotated as hematopoietic prostaglandin D synthase. Lineage: Eukaryota; Metazoa; Chordata; Aves; Charadriiformes; Charadriidae. The record is from RefSeq and is a predicted model, not a curated record. Gene Ontology annotation, molecular function: glutathione transferase activity. Bases 6 to 605 code for a protein of 199 amino acids. The transcript has 5 exons. Gene Ontology annotation, biological process: glutathione metabolic process.